Messenger RNA from Closterium sp. Naga37s-1, 1035 nucleotides. The record is from the annotation of a GenBank genome assembly. Lineage: Eukaryota; Viridiplantae; Streptophyta; Zygnematophyceae; Desmidiales; Closteriaceae.
AUGGAGGAAGCCGUGGCAGGGAGCAUCGCUCGCCAGAGACGCAGCGGCACUGGGAGGGGCGCCAGAAGGGAGGAUCACGCUCACCGCACAGGCGGCAGCAGUGGGGGGAAGGGCCCAGAGGAGAGUCGCGGUCGCCCGACCGGCGCCGUUGGCGAGAGGGAAGGCAGGAAGAAGCAGGCCGCUCGCCGCAUGGCAUACGGCAGCAGGGCAAGGGAAGGGAGGAGUGGCCGCCAACCCCAGCGAGACGUCAGCCGCGUGAAGCAGGCCCGAGGGAAUGGGAGCAGAGUCACUACUCGCCGGCACGGCGAUGGGAACGGGCAGGAAGGGAGGAGGGUCAGUGGGAACACUCGGGAGAGACGCGCGGAGAGCAGCUGGAGAGCAGGGCCAGGACUGGCACCUUUGCGCAGGGGGCUGAGCGUGCACGAAUGGCCAGAGAGGGCCUGGAACGAGCUGGGCAAAAGGGGGGGUAUGGGAGACCGCGGGGAGGGGAUCAACAAGGGCACGCUAGUGUACAUCACGGACAGCCUAGGGGUGCGGGACGUGUAUGCGACCAACGGGGAGGGCGCCAUUGCCACCAUUCAGCCCCUUGCUGUCCUGGUGAACAAGGGCGCAGCCAGCGCCGUGAGCGCCAGUGAGAUCCUGGCAGGGGCGCUCAAGGACAACAACCGGGCGCUUGUGUUCCGCACCUUCGGCAAGGGCAAGAUCCAGUCAGUGUUUGAGUUGUCGGAUGGAUCAGGGCUUGCAGUCACCAUCGCGCGCUACGAAACCCCCGAUCACACUGACAUUGACAAGGUGGGCAUCUUGCCAGACUACCCUCUCCCUGAUGCCGUCCCAAUGGACCCAGAUCAGUUCUGCCAGUGCCUUUGCCCUGGGAGUCCCUCCAACGCCCAAGUCAGCAACGGUUCUUCUAAUGGUGCAAUAACCAGCAAUGGUGCCGCCAGUGGUGCAGCUAUUUUUGAAUACCAGGAUGCAGCUGCUCCACCUUGCUCUCUGCCAUCUUCCCUUCUCUUUCCGCGGUCUCCGCUUGCUAAGUGA